AUGAAAUUAUCUGCUUUGAUAUUAGUUUUAAGUUUUUUUGUUUGUUUAAAAGCUAGUCAAAUUCUAUAUUGUACCAAGUAUUAAGCAAUUAACAAUGAAUUAAUUUGCACUUAGUGUUUCGAUGGAUUUGUAUUAGCAUUCAACUUUAGAAGCUGUAUUGGACAUAAUGUAGACUAUUUAAAUUUAUGUCGGAGAGUUAAUGAUUUAGGUUUAUGCGAAGAAGCGAUAGAUUGCAAUAUCUAGAUAGAUGAGAAUUAUAAAUAUAUUGAUUUAAAUUAAUACUAAUAUGAUAUCAACUGCGCUUAAGUGGAUACAGUAAAUAAGAUUUGUUUAUAGCCAAAAUUUCCAUACACGCUUGACAUAAACUUCAAUACUAUUUCACUAUUAAAUAAUUAUUGUAAAUUUUCCAAAUAUGGAAACUGUUAAGAAUAUUAUACUGUUGAUACUUGCUAUUCUGGAUAAGAAUUAUUUUAAAGGUUUAACAGCAAACCUAAUUUACCUUAUUGUAAGAAAUCAGUUCAGUUUGGAAGUCAUGAAAUUUGUUUUUAAUGUCAAGAAGGAGCUAUUUUUAUUAAUAAAUUAUAUUGUUAACCUUGCUUGCCUAUAAAUAGCUAAUAUAAUUUAAUUAGAAAUCAAGGUUUGAAUUGCUUUAUUAAGACCAAUCAAUUAAAUCUGAUUCAUGCAACAUUCUCCACAAAUAUCAUUAAGAAUUGUGAGAUUAUAAAUAUAAACUCUAAUUCAAUUUAAUGUGUUUAAUGCAUCAAUAACAUUUAGAACUAUUUUAAUGUUGAAAAUCAAAGUUGCCAAGAAAGGAAAUUUUCAAAGAAUUGUUUAUAUUAUAACCCAAUAUCAGAUUAAUGUCUAACAGUCGAAUGCUAAAAUGGCUACUACUUUCACAAUUAAUUAUUUAUAUAAGCAAUAAAUGGAUAUUACAACAAUUAGAAAUAUUAGAAAGGUACUUUAUUGGAAGAAAUUUUUACUUAGUAUUUUUCAGAUAGACAAAGUUCAGAUAAUUUCAAUUUUAAUGUUUUGCAAGCAUAUUAAAGUUUAUAUGCAGUUUAUUUAAACUUAACAGACUAUGGUUAUAAAAUUAUGAAUGACAUUUUUUAUACCCAAAACAUAAAUUAUGAAAUAUGCGUAAAUGAUUUCCCUUAAGUAGCAAGUAAUUACAUGUUUAGUAAAUAAUUUUCAUGCGAUAAGUCCUAAUUCUAUAUAAUUUACUAAUAAUUUCCUGAAAUAUAGUGUGAUUUUUUGUCACCUAUUUAGCAAAACUGUUUGGUCUUAGAUUCAAAUCAUUUCUGCAUUAGAUGCUAAAGUGGGUAUUAUUUAAUUAAUAAUUAAUGUUAUUAAGGACAGAUAUUCCAAAAUUGUCUUUGGUAGAUGCAAAAUUAAUGCAUUUUGUGCUAGAAAGAAACCUAUAAUCAAAUGAACUAAUUAUGUAUUUUUCCAUAGUGUCCAUUCAUCUCAGUAUAUGUCUCAAACGUUUCAUUACAGUGUCAGUAACAAGCCUUAUAAAAGAUUUUUCCAUAAACAUAAUAAGCAAUUUGCAGUGAUUAUUUUCAAAGAUUUGUUUAGUAAAUUUCAUUACUAUGCAACCCAUAAGGAUUUAUUGAUAAUAAUUGUGUGUAUCAAGCACCUUCUUAUACCUAUUACAUGGGCUAACAACCUAUUUAUUAUUAAUAGUGUUCUACUAAUGAAUUCUGCAAUCAAUACAGAUCUGGACCUACUUGGUUUGAAUGCAAUUUCAAUUAUUAUUGUAAAUCUUGCUUAUAAAAUGAUUGUUUAGAUUUUUAUGUAGAGUUUUAUUCUCAAACAUGUCCUACAGCAAAUUGCCCAGCACAAAUUAUAUAAAGGAUGCUACUUGUUAUGCUUAGAUGA
Molecule: messenger RNA, 1878 nt
Organism: Tetrahymena thermophila SB210
Lineage: Eukaryota; Ciliophora; Oligohymenophorea; Hymenostomatida; Tetrahymenidae
Exons: 4
Source: RefSeq, a predicted model, not a curated record